Molecule: messenger RNA, 2627 nt
Organism: Leptinotarsa decemlineata (Colorado potato beetle)
Lineage: Eukaryota; Metazoa; Arthropoda; Insecta; Coleoptera; Chrysomelidae
Product: pre-mRNA-splicing factor nucampholin
Biological process (GO): mRNA splicing, via spliceosome
Cellular component (GO): catalytic step 2 spliceosome
Molecular function (GO): RNA binding; protein binding
Source: RefSeq, a predicted model, not a curated record
CUGUUUUACUGGUGCUGCUGUUGUUUUUAUGUUGCAUAUAUGGGAGGAACCAAGAAUUUUUCUUGGCUGAAUUCAAUUUUUAAUUUAGUGUUAAUUUAAUUUUGGUUGUAUGUUUAUUUCAAACAUAAUAUUAUUUGAUGUUUUGUGAGUGACGAUGCAGAAUAUCGAAAGUAAGUCGUCUGGACUCAAAAAGAGGGAAAGUAGAUCAAAAUCUAUGGAGAAAGAAGAAACAAAACAUGGAAAAAAACGGCCGAGAAAAUCGAGAUCUAGAUCUCUUGAAAAUGGCCAAGGAAAGAAAAAAUCACAAGAUUAUGAUGAUCUUCCAAAGGACUAUCCAAGAUAUUAUGGUGAAGAUCGGCCAAAUAGUGACAGAUAUUGGAAUAAGUAUCCAAGAAAAGAUAACAUAAAAGUUGGUCAGAGAUAUUAUGAAGCUGGAUGUGAGAAGAAAGAAAAAAAACGAGAGGAGAAGCCAGCCAUUGAUAAGGAACCUGAAGACAAAUCUGUUAUAAAACCUCGAGAAAGAAAAACAGUGGAUCUCUUAACUUCUAGGACUGGCGGUGCUUACAUCCCCCCUGCAAAAUUGAGAAUGAUGCAGGAAAGUAUUACUGAUAAGUCUUCUGCUGCUUAUCAGCGCAUUGCAUGGGAAGCUCUCAAGAAAUCUAUCCAUGGAUAUAUCAACAAAAUUAAUACAUCCAAUAUUGGUAUAAUUGCCAGGGAACUGCUUCAUGAGAACAUAGUAAGAGGUAGAGGUCUGCUAUGUAAAUCUAUCAUUCAGGCCCAAGCAGCUUCUCCUACAUUCACCAAUGUUUAUGCUGCCCUUGUAGCAGUUAUAAAUUCUAAAUUUCCAAAUAUAGGUGAACUCUUAUUGAAGAGGUUAGUACUUCAAUUCAAAAGAGGAUUUAAACAAAAUAACAAGGUCAUCUGUAUAUCAGCCACAACAUUUGUUGCCCAUUUGGUAAAUCAGAAAGUGGCUCAUGAAAUUUUAGCAUUGGAGAUUCUCACUCUGCUGGUUGAAUCACCAACCGACGAUUCUGUUGAAGUGGCAAUUUCUUUCUUGAAGGAAUGCGGACAAAAACUCACAGAGGUAUCCAGUAAAGGUAUAACAGCUAUAUUUGAAAUGUUAAGAAAUAUUCUUCAUGAGGGAAAGUUGGAAAAACGAAUUCAGUAUAUGAUAGAAGUUAUGUUCCAAAUUCGGAAAGAUGGCUUCAAAGAUCAUGCAGCUGUCUUGGAAGAACUGGACAUAGUGGAAGAGGAAGAUCAGUUCACCCACUUGAUUACCUUGGAAGAUGUGAAGCAAGUUGAUACUGAAGAUAUUUUGAAUGUCUUCAAGUUUGAUGACAAGUAUGAAGAAAAUGAAGGAAAGUACAAGACACUCAGCAAAGAGAUACUGGGAAGUGAUAGCGAGUCAGGGUCUGGAUCUGAAGGUUCUGAAGACGGUUCCGAAGACGAUGAAGAAGAUGAAGAAGUGAAGGAUCAAGGAAAAAUAAUAGACAAUACCGAAACUAAUUUGAUAGUUUUGAGAAGGACAAUAUAUCUUACAAUACAGUCUAGUUUGGAUUUUGAAGAAUGUGCUCACAAACUCCUAAAAAUGGAACUCAAACCAGGACAGGAAAUAGAACUCUGUCAUAUGUUUUUAGAUUGUUGUGCCGAACAGCGUACAUAUGAGAAGUUUUAUGGGUUAUUGGCGCAAAGGUUUUGCCAAAUUAAUAAAAUUUAUAUUGAGCCUUUUCAAAAAAUUUUUAAAGAUACAUAUGCCACUACUCACAGACUUGAUGCCAACAGACUAAGGAAUGUUAGUAAAUUCUUUGCUCAUUUACUGUUUACCGAUGCAAUUAGUUGGGAAGUUUUAGAAAUAAUGAAACUCAAUGAAGAAGAUACUAAUAGUUCCAGUAGAAUAUUCAUUAAAAUCCUCUUUCAAGAACUUGCAGAAUAUAUGGGCCUUGGGAAGUUGAAUACCAGACUGAAAGAUGAAACUCUUCAGGAGCAUUUUGCUGGUUUGUUUCCAAGAGAUAGUCCUAAAAACACGAGAUUUUCUAUUAAUUUCUUUACGUCUAUUGGUCUUGGAGGAUUAACAGAUGAACUAAGGGAACAUCUGAAAAAUAUUCCUAAAAACACUGAAUUGAAUUUAGCAGUUGGGAAAGAAAGCAGUAGCAGCAGUAGCUCUAGCAGUUCCAGCGAAACAAGUUCUGAAGAAAGCAGUGAUGAAUCAUCAAGUUCAGAAGAUGAAAAGCAGAAUAGAAGAGGAAAAGUUUAUAAAAAGAAAAAUGAAAUAGAGAGAAAAGGUGAUCAUCAUAGUACCAAGAAAAAAGAAAGAUAUACCUCAAAAGAUGAUCACAAACAAGAAAAUGAGAGACAUAACGAUUCAAGUGAUAGAAGAAAAAAAAAAGAUUAUGAAAGGGUUAAAAGUAGAUCUGAAGACAAUGGCCAUCGAUUGAAGAAUGAGCGGAGAGUUUUUGAGAAACAUAUUUCUGAAAAACGAUCACAAUCUAAAGAUCAUGGGAAAUAUGAAAAAAGUAGACGUCACAAAAAUAAGGAUGACAGAGAACGCAGGAAUAGUUGAAUACUUAUUUAUUUUUUUGGUGUAAAAUAUAGUUUCAAAAUGUUUUUAUUAAAUAUUUUUGUUUUUA